UGUAGUCGAUCGCCGAUCGUCUCCACCGUUAGCUACCCGCGGAGACAGCUGGAGCGACACAGCAGUCAGCCACACAACAAACCUGCCCGGAGACCUGACAGGCUCACAAGUGGCAAAACAGUUUGCUCGGACAGCUCGUCAACCGGUAGGAUCUUAUGGCUGAGAGCGAGGAUAUCUUUCUCAGGGCAAAACAUCGGGCAUUCAGCGGGCUAACUGAAGAUGCAGAGCGUGAGUGGACGGGACCAUUUUGCUUCAUCCAGGCCGCAGACCCCCAACUUGGGUUGAUGAAGGCCUGGAGGGUAGGCGACUGUGACGGCGGAGGGGACGAAUGGGCCGAGGAGGUUGAGCUCACAAAGCAGGCUGUGGAGGCCGUAAACCAGCUCAGACCCAGGCCGAGGUUCAUGGUGCUGUGUGGGGACCUGGUCCACGCCAUGCCAGACACGCCAUUCAGAGAAGGUCAGGAGAGAGACCUUAAGGCAGCCUUGAAGGGAACAGAUCCCUCCAUCCCGCUGGUGUUUGUCAGUGGGAACCAUGACCUGGGCAACACACCCACCCCCAGUACAGUGGAGCAGUACUGCAGCGCAUGGGGAGAUGACUACUUCAGCUUCUGGGUGGGUGGAGUCCUCUGUCUGGUUCUGAACUCCCAGUUGUUCUACGACGCCUCGGCCUGCCCUAAGCUGAAGGAGGCCCAGGAGACGUGGCUGGAGGAGCAGCUGAGCAGAGCCUCCUCCUCCUCCUCUUCAACGGAACCCAAACCCAAACACAUCCUGGUGUUCCAGCACAUUCCUCUGUACCUGAAGAGCCCUGAUGAGGAGGACGACUACUUCAACCUGCAGAGGGCAGUCAGACAAAACCUGCUGGACAGGUUCAGGAAGGCAGGGGUGAAGGCGGUUUUCUCCGGCCAUUACCACCGAAACGCCGGCACUCGCCACGGCGGCCUGGACAUGGUGGUGAGCUCGGCCAUCGGAUGCCAGCUGGGCAACGACACGCACGGCGUCAGGGUGGUGGUGGUGACCGCCGACGACGUCAUCCACCGCUACCACAGCCUGGAGCAGCUGAGAGCACGAGGCAUGGACGAAGACCUCAGGAAGCUCCUGCAGGCCUGAGGGCCGAUGAUGGAGGGAAAACUGGUGGCCGGGUCUUUUUCUUUUAUUUAACGGUUUUGUUUGGAUUUUACAGUUUGGAGCCCCUGUUCUUAGAGGCAUACAACACGUGUUUUUGGAGAUUGGUGUGUUGGUCAACUUGUGUUUGCAGAUAAGAACAUGAGAUGUUAAUAAACUUUUGACCAAUGUCCCAGUCUUCAAAAAAUCUGUGUAUUCAUUCAAGUGGAAAAAAAAACUUCAGGAUUUAUAUUGAGGCAUGUACUGUUUAUUUGACCUGAAAUAAGAGAAAGGCAGUGAAUUUAAACCCAUGAAGACGAGACCACAUGCCAACCAAACAUUAUAAAUCUUACUGAAUGUUAUGAUGAAAUUAAAUUGGGUUUAUGUUCUCUUUGCUGAAUGCUUUCCCUCAGAUUCUCUCUCGGCAGAUUGUCGUUAUUGUCUCUGCUCUCUAAAGCCGGUGGUUCUUCUGUGGAGAAGCACUUCCUUUUCUGCUCAGUCCUCCUGUAUCUGAAGUAGCAUUACAUCCUCUGACACCCACUCUGUCUGUCUGUGCAGUGUAAAAUGUUAACAGUUCAAGACUGUACGCUCUGCUGUGGUCAGAUGUUGCCAGUGUAACUUUAAAUGUGUCCAAACUGUUCCAUCGUUUAAGGAAGAUUCCACCCUGAGACACUGACGACUUGAUCAGAGCGGCUACUGGAGGCGUGAGCAAUGAAAAGAUACUUUAGUUCAGCUGCUCAGUGUUGAAGGGUGGACUCUUACUUAAAGGAUCCUAAAAUAUCCAGCUCUUUCUUCUACAUUUGCUGUCGCUGCAGUGUAAUACCUGGCUGGCCAUCCUAUGCAAUCUCAUCACAUCACCAUAUUGUGUAUGUGUGUGUUUAUUUAUGUUUAACUCUGUAUAUUGUCUGACUGACCUGGAAGAUGUAACUCUAACUCUGACCUCAGCUCAGAUUUGAGCUGUUUAUCUAUAGCCACUGACAGUGUCCGUGCAGGGAAAAGAUAAAUAAUACUUUUUUUACUGUCCAUAGUGUUGUAGAGUCUGAAUUCAUGUUGACUUGAGAGAUUAUUCUUAAUCCAUAUUAAUUAUAACCAAAUGACAAUCUUGUUUCUUUUUUACUGGAAACAGAUUUUAAAGUUAUAAUCCUCAAGAUUUCAGUCUUGAUUGAUAGAAAUACACCUGAGGAAACACCUGUGGCAAUGUUCAUUAAAACUGAUCCAUAGUAAAAAGAAAAGUAAUGCUCCUCAUGAUUGUAUUCGUGGUAAAAUAUCACGGUCAGUGCGACAAACACACCGCCUCUCCUGUGACUGUUUCUGCCUGUUACACACUCACAACGUGAAGCAGCAGCAGUAGGAGAUGUUUGGUUCGCAUUAGUAGUUCCAUAACAAAGCGCUGACACUGCAUUUUGGAGAGAGAACAGUAAACAGUGAGGCUGGUAUCAUGAGAUACAGUCACAAACAAAUUUGUUUCACGAAUAUGGACAGAAAGUUAAAGCCAGCGUGGGAAUGGCGGACUCCACAAUGUAAACACACUGAAUGGCUGUUGCACAAGAAGGAGCCCAUAAAUGGUAUAAAAAAUAAAAAUCUCAAGGAUUAUAACUUUAAUGUAGCAGAGCUUAUUUGUGCCCAGCUGAUCACUAAGCUUGAAUGCGCUGCCCUCUAGCAGAAAGUCCCUCGUGUCACAUCUGAGAUCAAAUCAGAUUACUUCAUUACCAAUAAAUUACUCUGUAGCGCGAGUGUUGCAAUAUCCAUUUGGUUUUCUCCUGGUUACUUGUCUAUGAAAGCGUGGAUCAAACUGACUAGUUUUCCCCUCACUGUGGUUGUUUUUAUGAUGAAAACAUUUCAUCAUCGGACUGUGAUUUCAGUCUAAAUUUAUGGUGCAACACAUUUAAAUCACAUCAGUUAAAUCUGCACACGCACGUGAACUCUACACACACACAGGUGCUCAGUAAAUAAGAUGAAAGUGUGAUUGUGUCAGGCUGAAAUAACCGUGAUAGUGAUGCGAACUGUUGGUGAUUAAUGGUGGGAGGAGCGCAGUAUUUCCUGACUCUUUAGUCAGAGCUGAAACACCCUAACAGUGUUACAGCUUACUGGCUGCAGACUUAUUUGGGAGCUCACAGUCCUGAAAUUGUCUUUAAAAUGAACAUUUCUGCAACAAAAUGACUUUCUCUGUGAGCCCUAAAUGACUCUACUCGAUUACACUUUCCACACAUACACACACACACACACACACACACAGACUCUCACACUCGCCCUGACCGACUGAGAAUGUAAGAGAGUUGUCAUGGCAACCCUUUAGCAACACAUCUGUGUGUGUCUCAGAGAGAAACUGUGAGUGUUGGAGAGAAAGUGUACAUACUCCCCGUCUGUGUGUGUGUGUGUGUGUGUGUGUGCUUGUGUCCAUCCGUGGUCUGUAGGUGAUUUUCCAUCAGCGACGCGAUCGCUGACCUCAUUUCACACUGACGGAUUCUGUCUCUUUUCCAAAAAGUCAGCAUGUGAUGGAGGGAGGAGGGGGCGUCUGAGAGGAAUGGAUAAUGAGUGUGAUGUGUGAAAGACGACUCAGUCCAUCUCCUUCAUUUCCUGUCUGAGAAGGAACCUUAUGUCCUUAUCUAUUUUUAUAUCCUCAUGGUAGCCGAGCUCAAUCACAUUGUUCUUUAUCUUUUUGAGUGUGUGUGUGUGUGAGAGAGACUUUGUUUCAGAGCACAUUUUCUCUAUGACUUUAGGGGAACAUCACACAUUUUGACUUGUUCAUAUGUUGAACUGUAAUGAAUGACCAUACUGAGCACCACGACUGUGACAUAAUUGGUUGUAUUUUUAUAAUAAAUCUUGAUUUUAUCUAAUGA
Messenger RNA from Lates calcarifer (barramundi perch), 3940 nucleotides. RefSeq names its product calcineurin-like phosphoesterase domain containing 1 (gene cpped1). The record is from RefSeq and is a predicted model, not a curated record. Gene Ontology annotation, molecular function: hydrolase activity. NCBI's taxonomy places the organism in Eukaryota, Metazoa, Chordata, Actinopteri, Centropomidae.